AUAGUUCUAGCCGCUUGAUACCCCAGAGUGAAUCACAAACCGAAACCGGUCGGAUACCACAGACAAGCUUCUUUGAUCUUCUCCAUCAGUGGGGCCUAUCGAUCACUUCCCUACCCCUCCAUCGUCAUUCCUUUGCUGGUCCCACUUCGUUGGAGACCACCUCAACAUUAACGGCCAGACCGUCGAUCAAAAGAACUACACACGCGACGCCGUAACACAUCACAAUGGCACCCCACGCAGACAAGGACAACUCCGUUCCUGAAGGCGACAUCGCGCCGUCCAAGGGCCGCUACCAUGCGGCGUCGACCAAGAGCGCCAUCACCGCCGAGAACGAGUUCGCCGCCCACAACUACCACCCGCUCCCUGUGGUGUUCGCCCGCGCCGAGGGCGUCCACGUCUGGGACCCGGAGGGCAAGCACUACCUCGACUUCCUCUCGGCGUACAGCGCCGUCAACCAGGGCCACUGCCACCCGGAGCUGGUCAAGGCGCUCACCGAGCAGGCCGGCCGCCUGACGCUGAGCUCGCGCGCCUUCCACAACGAUGUGUUCCCCGUAUGGGCCCAGAAGGUCCGCCAGCUGUUCGGCUUCGACAUGGUGCUGCCCAUGAACACGGGCGCCGAGGCCGUCGAGACGGCCAUCAAGAUCGCCCGCAAGUGGGCUUACAAGGUCAAGGGCGUGGCACCGGGCAAGGCGCUCAUCUUUAGCGCGAGCGAGAACUUCCACGGGCGAACUAUGACGGCCGUCUCCCUCUCCCUCGACCCCGAAUCGCGCGACAACUACGGCCCCUACCUCCCCAACGUAGGCGCCACCAACCCCACGACCGGCCAACCGAUCCGGUACAACAGCAUCCCGGACCUCGAAGCGGUGCUCGAGGCGCACGGCCCCGACACGGCGGCCUUCAUCGUGGAGCCGAUCCAGGGCGAGGCGGGCGUGGUGGUGCCCGACGACGACUACCUGGCGCGGGCGCAGGCGCUGUGCCGCCGCCACAACGUGCUGCUGGUGUGCGACGAGAUCCAGACGGGCAUCGCGCGCACGGGGCGCAUGCUCUGCUCCGAGUGGGCCGGCAUCAAGCCCGACAUGGUCACCCUCGGCAAGGCCAUCUCGGGCGGCAUGUACCCCGUCAGCUGCGUGCUGGCCGACAAGGCCGUCAUGGGCGUGGUCGAACCGGGGACCCAUGGUUCGACCUAUGGUGGGAAUCCGCUGGGCUGUGCCGUGUCGAUUCGCGCGCUGGAGUUGGUCGAGGAGGAGGGUUUGGUGGAGAGGGCGGAUCGGUUGGGCAAGAUGUUCCGCGAGGGGGUGGAGGCUUUCAAGUCGCCGCUCGUGCAGGUGGUCAGGGGUAAGGGGCUAUUGAAUGCCGUUGUCAUCGAUGAGAGCAAGGCGGACGGGCGGUCGGCGUGGGAGCUGUGCUUGUUGUUGAAGGAGAAGGGUGUUUUGGCCAAACCCACGCACGGCAACAUCAUCCGGUUCGCGCCACCGUUGGUUAUCACCGAGGAGGAACUCCGCGGGGCCAUCAAGGUCAUUGGUGAGGCGUUGGAGGAGCUGCCGACGACCAAGAUUAGCGAGGGUCACUAGGGGGCGUUCAGAGAGGUGGGCGGGCUGCAUAUUGCAUAUUUGCAUCGUGGCCGCUAGCCGCUGGCUGCUGGCUGUGUCUGGCGCAUCUCAUUUGAUACCACAUCGGAUAGUGUUUGGCAUUGCAUUGGGAUGGGACUGGACCUGAGCUACCUAGAUCCGGGUUGGAUCGGAUCGGAUUGGAUUGGAUUGGAUUAGAUCCAGAUGUAGAUCUCGCCGUCGGGGUGCUGUCUACCCUACCCGGCCCCUCCGUCCUGCUCGCAAGAACAGAACG
This is a messenger RNA of Chaetomium fimeti, 1842 nucleotides long. RefSeq names its product pyridoxal phosphate-dependent transferase. NCBI's taxonomy places the organism in Eukaryota, Fungi, Ascomycota, Sordariomycetes, Sordariales, Chaetomiaceae. The coding region runs from base 225 to 1571 and encodes 448 amino acids. The transcript is spliced from 3 exons. Gene Ontology annotation, molecular function: pyridoxal phosphate binding; L-ornithine transaminase activity; identical protein binding. The record is from RefSeq and is a predicted model, not a curated record. Gene Ontology annotation, cellular component: cytoplasm.